This is a messenger RNA of Entrophospora sp. SA101, 2949 nucleotides long. Lineage: Eukaryota; Fungi; Glomeromycota; Glomeromycetes; Entrophosporales; Entrophosporaceae. The record is from the annotation of a GenBank genome assembly.
AUGGCACUAUGUUUAUACAUCUCCAAUUGUUGUCUAGAAGCACAAUUAUAUGCUUUAUCGGCAAUUAAUUUAAUAAUUCGGAAUCCUGAGGAUGCCACACAACAAGAUCUGUUUGAUGCAAAAGGAGUAUUUAAUAAAGUUAAAGGCGACGGAGCUACUAAAAAUAACUCUACAUUAAACAAUGACAAUAAUAUUGAAAAGACACUGGCUUUAACCAGAAAGGCAGACUAUGGAAUUUCAUACUCCCAGAAAACUGCGACUAAGGAAUCAAUUAAUGAGGAUCUAAAAGUAAUAUGCACUGAAUUAAUUAUUCGUGCAGAACGUAGUUUGGGACAACCGCAAGCAUAUGGCGAAGGAAUUUUGCGUGCAAAAGAGCGUUCUUUUCAAUAUAAAGCAAAAGGAGGGACGGCUAUAGUGGGCGGAAUAGGCAUAGGAGGAUCAGUGGCAGCGAAUGCUGGCUUAAAUAUUUAUGCAGCAAUUGCAAUUGGAGCUGGAGUUAGUAAUCCACUUAUAUUGAUUGGAGAAUUAGCAAUUGGUAUAGCAACUCUUGGUUUAGGGAUAUGGGGCGGUGUAACAUUAUGGAAGGAAGGUGCUAUUCUUUUAGAAGAGCCAACUAUUCGUGAAAAUCUCAAUAAGAUUAUGGUAGAGGCAUUAAAGGCUUUUGAUGAGGGAGAUCACCAAAAAUUUCUUGAUACUCUUACAGAGGAAUUUACAACAGGUAUCUGUCUUUUAAAAUUAAAAGAUCGUAGUGAUAUUAUUGACACUGAAAAAAUGAUAGAUACACUUAUAAAACAUGGCUUCAGAUCAGAUGGUAUAGCUUAUCUAUUUAAUUUGAUUGGAGAGGUUUUAAGUAGUGGGAAAGUAAGAAUUGAAGGAAAAACAAAAAUGGAGUUAACGGAACUUGCAAAAGAUGUUUUAUUAGGAGCGCUUAAUAAGGAACUUGAAGUUUAUGCCAAAAGACUUGAUGACCGCAUUUGUGAAUUACGGGUAAAUGGUAUUACGGCUCAUUUUGCGAAUUUUUUUGACCUUAGUGAGUUUAAUGGCAUAGCAAAUGAAGCAAAUAAACACCUCAAGGAUGCUGAAGAAAUGCCCUUUAAAUCAAGACUGGAUGAAAUGUGUAAUAUCGCAAAUAUUAACCUUGCAAUUAUUGAUAUGCUCGCUGGAUCAGAAGAAAUUAGUCGAGCUAGAACAACUAUUAAGGAAGUUCGAAAUUCAAUAAAUGCUAAUUAUCAAUUUGUUGGUACUGUGGAAACACGUCUUGAAGUUUUGGAAGAUUUUUUGUGGAUUAUAAGUGGCGAGGAAUUGCCUGAUACAAAUGAAUUACCUCUAAAUACUUACAUCCUAGAUCCUUUUCAAGGCAUAGAUAAAAAUAAACAUAUCUGCUCCCUGAAUGAAAAAGUACGGAGUGUAACCUUGGAUCAAGAUAAAAAGGAUCUUUAUAUUGAAAUUGCAGCAUGUCAUGAGAAGUUAGCUGAAGAAGAGGAUAAAAUUAACCAGUUACGCAGCCUAUAUAAUUGGAAAAAAGCUCAAAAGAGUUAUGAGAAAGUACGUGAAAUAAAUAGCACAGACAUAGCUGCUACUCUUGGUUUUGCAAGAUGUUUAUUAAAAUUAUCCAAAUAUAAACGGGUUAUUGAACUUUUAAAAAGUCCACAUUUAAAUCUGUCAUUAAAGUACGAUUACUGGUACCUUUGCAGCAUUGCUUAUUCUAAGCAAAAUGAUUACAAAAAAGCAAAUGAGUGUAUUAUCGAAGCACUGAGAAUAAUUCCCCAAAACAAAUUGGCCAUGAGGCAGAAAAGGCUCGUUGAAAGGCUAAGGAAAGAAAAUACAUUAAAAAAUCGUAUUGAUCAUUAUCAAAGAGAAAAAAAAGCCAUAAAAUGCGAAGAAGAUUAUCUAAUAAAUUCCCGUAACAAUAAUCAUGUUUAUAGAAUCCUCUCCAUUGAUGGAGGUGGCAUACGUGGAAUAUUACCUGCUUUAUGGCUCAGUGAACUAGAAUAUCGUGCCCAUAGACCCAUUUCUCAUCUAUUUAACAUGAUAUCUGGAACAUCCACAGGUGGGAUUAUUGCUGCUGGACUAUCAGCACCAUCCUGGCAUCAAGUCUCAACAGAAUUGACAGAAUCAUCUGGAUACAAAUAUUCAGAGUUUGAACCAUUAUUCUCAGCUUCAUCUUUAUUAGAUUUUUAUCAGAAUAAUGCAAAAAAUUUAUUUGCUUCAGAUAAUUCACUUAUGGGUUACUUCAAACUAAAUACAACAACAAAAUAUAACAAUGAAGGUCGUCUUUCAAUGUUUAAGAAGGAUUUUGGUGAUGCUCGUUUAGAUUGUGCACUUACUCAAUUGGUUAUCCCUGCAGCAAGAAAAGAAGGUAACCUUACUCACUCGCAUUUAUUUACACAUUUUGAUGCACUUAAGGAUGAGUCAAGAAAUGAUACUUUUGUUAAUGCUUUAAUGGCAACAACAGCUGCACCAUAUUUUUUUCCACCCCACAACAUAAAUGAUAAGGGUGUUUUUCUAGAUGGCGGAUUACAUCUUAAUAAUCCUGCAAUGGAAGCUUACAAUGAAGCUAUUCGAUACAAUGUUGCUAGGGAAAAGAUUUUUAUGCUUUCAAUGGGUACAGGGAGCUAUAUACCGGAUCCUUUCAAUCCAGAUCUAUACCACGGUCAACUUUUUUGGGAACAGAAUCUUCAUAAUGCAAUGUCUCCUACACAAGAAGACAACACUAAUAAACAAUUGUAUACUAAUUUGGGAAAUAAAUAUCAGCGAUGGCAAGUUUGGUUUGAAGAGCCAUUGAAAUUUGAUGAUAUCAAUAAUAUUUCAACCCUUUUAGAAAUAGGCAAUCAGCACAUAGAAGAACUUGAUGCUUCGGAUGAGAAUCCCUUGAACAAACUGGUAGAGUCUUUUGAGGAGCAAGAAUCUAAUGAUUCAAAUAAUGACAACUAUAGAAAAAUCGAAUAA